AUGUACUCAGGGACCGGCGAAAACAUACAAGUGGAACUCGUUAUCAAGGAGGGCGAAAACAUACAAGUGGAACUCGUUAUCAAGGAGGGCGAAAACAUACAAGUGGAACUCGUUAUCAAGGAGGGCGAAAACAUACAAGUGGAACUCGUUAUCAAGGAGGGCGAAAACAUACAAGUGGAACUCGUUAUCAAGGAGGGCGAAAACAUACAAGUGGAACUCGUUAUCAAGGAGGGCGAAAACAUACAAGUGGAACUCGUUAUCAAGGAGGGCGAAAACAUACAAGUGGAACUCGUUAUCAAGGAGGGCGAAAACAUACAAGUGGAACUCGUUAUCAAGGAGGGCGAAAACAUACAAGUGGAACUCGUUAUCAAGGAGGGCGAAAACAUACAAGUGGAACUCGUUAUCAAGGAGGGCGAAAACAUACAAGUGGAACUCGUUAUCAAGGAGGGCGAAAACAUACAAGUGGAACUCGUUAUCAAGGAGGGCGAAAACAUACAAGUGGAACUCGUUAUCAAGAGGGCGAAAACAUACAAGUGGAACUCGUUAUCAAGGAGGGCGAAAACAUACAAGUGGAACUCGUAA
Messenger RNA from Dreissena polymorpha, 582 nucleotides. Its product is annotated as protein PFF0380w-like. The record is from RefSeq and is a predicted model, not a curated record. The coding region runs from base 1 to 582 and encodes 193 amino acids. The transcript has 2 exons. NCBI's taxonomy places the organism in Eukaryota, Metazoa, Mollusca, Bivalvia, Myida, Dreissenidae.